Penaeus vannamei (Pacific white shrimp) is the source of this 3317-nucleotide messenger RNA. RefSeq names its product carbonic anhydrase beta (gene CAHbeta). Gene Ontology annotation, molecular function: zinc ion binding; carbonate dehydratase activity. Lineage: Eukaryota; Metazoa; Arthropoda; Malacostraca; Decapoda; Penaeidae. The record is from RefSeq and is a predicted model, not a curated record.
UCCGAACGACGUCACGUAAACAAAAGGUGCAUCGUCUGCUAGGAGUGACUCUGUCUCCCUCUCUCUCUCGCCUCCUUUCCCCUGUAUCUCUCAUUAUCCCAUCCCCUGUGACGUCCGUGGAGAAAAAAGAGACAAGAAUUCUUAGAGAUGGGGAUGUCACGGAUAUUACAAGGGAUUAUGAGGUACAGGGAGACGUACAGAGCAGGAAUGGUGAAGCAAUUUGAGAUUGUCCGUGAUGAUCCGCAUCCAAAAGCAGUAUUUUUCUCCUGCAUGGACAGCAGAAUGUUGCCUACAAGGUUUACUCAAACCAAUGUUGGAGACAUGUUUAUUGUAAGAAAUGCAGGGAAUCUGGUACCUCAUGCAAACCUUUGUGGCCAUGAAGAAAUCACGACGGAACCAGCAGCAUUAGAACUAGGUUGUGUUAUUAAUGGCAUUCGUCAUGUUAUUGUGUGCGGCCACUCUGAUUGCAAGGCAAUGAAUAUGCUUCACCUCCUUCGCAACACUGACAGACUACACCAUGAAAUUAUCAGGCUAUCUCCCCUCAAGGCUUGGCUAGUGCGACAUGGAAGCUCCUCGUUGGCUAAAUUUGCGCAGCUGGAGGUGGCAAAUUUCCAAGCUCCUCUCAUCUUUCAGGCUGAAACUCCAAUGCGAAGAUUUGUUGCCUACAUAGACCCAGACAAUAAAUUUUCCGACGAGGACAAACUCUCACAAGUGAACACCCUGCAGCAGCUCCAGAACAUUGCCAGCUACAACUUCAUGCGCGAGGGACUCUCCAGAGGCAAGGUCUACAUCCAUGCCUUGUGGUUUGAUAUUUACACUGGCGACAUUUAUUACUUUAGUCGACAGCAAAAGAUGUUUGUGGACGUCAAUGAAGGUAAUAUAGAGAUGCUCCUGGAAGAAGUUUUAAAAUAUUAUACGUAAGUCUUAUAGAUAUAUAUAUAUAUACUUUUUUAAAGAUGAGUAAUAGAGAAAGGUUAUGGACCAAGAUCAAUGCAGAAAGAGAAUUCCAUAGCUAUUUUUGUAGUUGUUUUUACUAUUUUUCAGUAAGCAAACAUUUUUUACAAUAUUGCUUGUCCAUUUUCUGCCAUUCCACUCCCUUUUAUUUCCAACGUUUUGCUUUGGAAGGCCAUCAUGCUAUAGACAAUGUAUAUCCAGCUGUUUAAUAUGUCCUUAUAUAUGCUUUAACUUCAGUACUCAAAAAAAGAGUAAUUUAGAGACUAAAAAUUAUAAUGAAAUGGUAGUGGAGCCUAUAGUUUUACAAGUAAAUAAGAAGGCAUAGUAAUGUGACAUUUGAAAAGAAGUACUAGAAGUGUAGAAUAAUGCUAAGAUGGGAUCUGUGAAAUAAAUGACAAACCAAGAAGUCUAAGAGGAAAAGUAGCAUUGCAUUAAAUCUUUCUUUUUUCGUUUUCUGCUUACAAAUUGGAGGAUGAAAUUUUGCUUGGAUAUGUAAUCUUACUCAUUCUGCAUAGAUUUUAGUUUUUUUAUUUCUCUCCAGCUGAGAAAUAUCAAGAAUAAAUUCUUUAAAUUCAGGGAAUAAUAAUAAUGAGAUGUGUAUAUAUAGUUAGAAUCUUAUUAGCCUAAUUAGUACUCCCAGUGACAAAGCAACGGAUAAUCACAGAUAAUAUUGAUUUAUGAACAAUAGCAGAUUCAGGAAAAACAGAGGAGAGCUACCCCAACAGAAAUCACAAAGUACAGAAAUUUGUGAAUGAUUUUGAUAACAUUAAGAUAGUCAUGCAACUCCUUGUGCAUACAUUUCCUUAUAAACAUUUAUGCAUAUUUUUCAUGUGUGUGUUUCUGUUUUUGUUUUCCAUUCUGAAAACACAAGAGCCUCAACAUCCCUUUGAAAUAUCCUGAAUCUGCCUCAAUUCACAAAAGAUUAUGUAUGACAAAGAGUAAAAAGUGUGUAAAUGAGAAUGAAUAAUUCAAAAAGGAAAUAUGAACGGAGUGUUUUUGAAUAAUGCAUUCUCAUUCAUAAACUUCUAAGCAAGACACAAGUUGUUGGCAUUUGUUUUUGCUCAAUGUGUUAGUAUUCUCCGCUUCUAAUCUUUUUCAGUGCUCAAAGUAUCCUUUAACUGUCUUAUAGGCAGUAUACCAUGACAUAAUGUGGAGGAAUGAAUUGAAUGCAAUUUUAUAUAUUUAUUUCCUUUUUUAUUUAAUAGGUUUUAGGUAAAUAUUUGGUGCAAAAUAUUUCCGAAGCAUUAUUAUGCAUACAGAAAUAAUCAUGUUUUUACACAUGGAAGGCUAAACAUAUAUUUUUAGAAAUAGGGUUAAGAAUAGGUUUGAGAAUAAUUAGUAUGAUAUUUCUGUCAGUAUUUUAUGUGAAAACUUGCAAAUGUAAAAUAUCUUUAACUUUUACCACAUUCUCUUAUGUUUGGCCAUACUAUUAUAAUUUUUCCAAUGUAAUAUUUGCAUUAUUUUGUUAGUAUACACAAUGCGAUUUUGAUGAUCUUUUUAGAGAACUUUUAUAAGCAUUGAUCACUCUCAACACAGGAACAAUAAUUUAGCUUAAUUUAUGAACUGGUUUAUCAAAAAGGAAAGAAAUGGAAAGAAAUAUGAAAGGGAUUGAUAAUAAACUUCAUGGUUUUCACUGUUUGGUAAGGAGAGAAGAUAGAUAUUGAAUAUUAUAUUUACUUUUCAUAUUAAUCAAUUUCACUUUAUAAGGAAGCACACACAACUUUUCCUGAGACUAAUUACAAAAUAUGUACUAUUUUUGUGAGAAUUUGCAUUUAGAAUAUCAAUUUUGUAGGGCACAAAAGAAAGAUGUAGAAAUACAAGAACAGAGGGUUAUGUUAGUACAUAUCACAUAAACAGAUUUCAGUUACAUCCUAAUAUUGAAGACAUAAAUAAUUUAUCUUAAGAUCCCAUUCUGCAAAUUGUACCUCAAAAUGACAGGUAUAUCAUACUGUGCUUAUGGAAACACUUUUAAAACAAACUGAGGUUGUCACUACUAUACCAAUUAGGUUGAGUGAGAUAGUUUAGUUAUUAUAACUGGAUAGUCCUAUUCCACAAUAAUGGUUGUAUAGUUUGUGUCCAUUUUCUAGAAGAGCAAAGGUAUGAAUGGGUAUGAAUGACAUCACACAGUUGGAUAAAUUUAUGUGAAUUCCAUGAUACCCCUGUGAAACUUUAUUUGCAACAGAGAAGAGAAAAUAUCAUACUGUGUUAUAGAGUUUACAUUUUUGCCUUAGUACUAAGAAGAGAAUUGGUAUAGAAUUCUUAAAUCAUGUCUUUUACAUGUCUGCAUGUGAACAGUGCUUUCCUGUGCCUUUUAAUCAAAUGUUACCAAUAAAUAAACUGACCAGUAAACUUAGCAGGAGGAA